AUGUCGGCACGUAUGUUCUACUGGGACUUCACCAUGUUGCUCUUCAUGGUGGGAAACCUCAUCAUCAUACCUGUGGGCAUCACCUUCUUCAAGGAUGAGACCACCGCCCCGUGGAUCGUGUUCAACGUGGUCUCGGACACGUUCUUCCUCAUGGACCUGGUGCUGAACUUCCGCACGGGCAUCGUGAUCGAGGACAACACGGAGAUCAUCCUGGACCCCGAGAAGAUCAAGAAGAAGUACCUGCGCACGUGGUUCGUGGUGGACUUCGUGUCUUCCAUCCCCGUGGACUACAUCUUCCUCAUCGUGGAGAAGGGCAUCGACUCCGAGGUCUACAAGACGGCGCGCGCGCUGCGCAUCGUGCGCUUCACCAAGAUCCUCAGCCUCCUGCGGCUGCUGCGUCUGUCGCGCCUCAUCCGCUACAUCCACCAGUGGGAGGAGGUGAGCGCCGGGCCCGCGGGCAGGUGCUGCGGGCAGCGAAAACAGGCCCAGAGGAGCGAGGUCACGCCCCCUCUGCCCCGAGAGAGCCGCUUCUGGACUGUCCUCCAGCCCGCUGCCGGCAAUAUCGCCCCCGGUUUCUGGGGCCGCGCCCCUGGGACCCCCACUCUUCUCUCCAUCGGGGAGAAAGGGGCCGGGGAGCGGCAGCCUGUGAGGGCCCUCCAGGAGCCUCCUCUCGGUGGUGGUCGUGAGGCCCCGGCUGGGCUGCGAUGGGAGGGCCUGGGGAUGGGGACAAAGACCUGA
Messenger RNA from Puma concolor (puma), 738 nucleotides. The record is from RefSeq and is a predicted model, not a curated record. NCBI's taxonomy places the organism in Eukaryota, Metazoa, Chordata, Mammalia, Carnivora, Felidae.